Molecule: messenger RNA, 1860 nt
Organism: Folsomia candida
Lineage: Eukaryota; Metazoa; Arthropoda; Collembola; Entomobryomorpha; Isotomidae
Product: gastrula zinc finger protein XlCGF7.1-like
Exons: 3
Coding region: 909-1778 (289 amino acids)
Biological process (GO): regulation of transcription by RNA polymerase II
Cellular component (GO): nucleus; chromosome
Molecular function (GO): DNA-binding transcription activator activity, RNA polymerase II-specific; RNA polymerase II cis-regulatory region sequence-specific DNA binding; chromatin insulator sequence binding
Source: RefSeq, a predicted model, not a curated record
CAAAGUUCAAACUAAAUUCAGUAGUGAAUCAGCCUUAAACACGACGAGAAAGACUGGAAUUUUGGCUCAAACAAAUUCAAAACAUUUUUAGCGAGAAGAAGAAAAAGCGAAAAUUUUAACUCCACUGAUUCGGUGUAACGGAAUCCAGAUGGAUCUAAAGCCAGGAAAAAAAUGGGAAUAAGUUCAAGUUCAAGUGUUCUUUUAUUCAAGUGUCAAUAGAUAUCAGCUCAUUACAAACUGGUUUACAAACCAUGACACAAAAUGCGUAUACAUAUUUAUGUAUGUAACUAGACUAAACUAAAUAUAACGUGAACAUGAGUAAUUAGAUAAUUAACAAUAAGUGAAAUUUCUUCUACCAAUAAUAAACUCUCGACAUUGUGUAACAAAUUUUGGAUAUGUAAUGUUACUCUCCCAUGAUCUUGGGAGUGAAUUCCACAAUUUCGACGCUCUAACACUUAAACAAUUGAGACCCAGCGCUGUGCGGUAUCGAGGUACUACCAAUAGGGGCCAUGAGCGUUGUGUGUAUGUACUGCUAGCCGUAGGAACAAGAUUGCGGAAAGCAUAUUUAAGCAAAAAUAAAUCACGCCGCUCCAGUAUUGUAAAUAAAUUACACUUGUUUAACAGAUCAAAUGGAUUAAUAGUGCUAAAUAAUGUCUUAAAUUUAGUAUACCUUUUCGACCUCUCAAUCUUUCUAGCAUAAUUUGGAAGAAAAUAGUUGGUAAGGAACGAGUUAAUCUUAGGAUUAGCUUGAAUAGCGUCAAGUUGCACAUCAGUUUUAACAGCCCAUGUAUUAAUACCAUAAUCGAUUAUUGAGUGGAUGUGACAACUAAUAAAUAUGGCGAGUAAUUUUUCCGUCAAAAAAAACGCUUAAUGCCAUACAAUGUGCCCAGUGCCCAAAAACGUUCAAAAUGAAACAGGUCUUCAAUCAACACGUCAUUACGCACGAUCCCGAUGCCAAGAUAAAAUGCCAGGUUUGCAGGAAUAUUUCGAAAAACCGGGCCACCUUGCUUGACCACAUGCGAAGAAUACACAGUAAUCGGGAACGUCCAAAUUGUGAUCUUUGUGAUCGGACGUUUUGCAAUUCUCGCAGUUUACUGGGGCACAUGAACGCCGUGCACGGCUCGAGAGAACGAUCUCGUUUCCCAUGCACGUUUUCCGGCUGUGGGAAAACCUACUUGAGUAGAAGAGCUGUUUCGCGACAUGUAAAAGCCGAGCAUGCCAAAAACCCGGUUCGAUUUCCGUGCACCCUUUGCGCUAAAGAGUUUAAACAUAAACCACACCUAGAACUUCACAUUUCCACCCAUACGACGGAAAAGCCGUUCAAGUGUAGCACUUGUGGGAGGGGUUUCGUACGAAUCCAUGGGAUGCAACAACACCAGGGAUUAUUUGUCUCCCAGGUGACACAUGUGGAAAAAUCAGCAGUGGCGAAUUUGAAGUGCACACGUUGUCCUCUGACUUUCUGUAGUAGUAGUAGCUUACGUGAGCAUAUUCAAGUGUUUCAUGAAAAUCAGAAGAAUCAUCCGUGCAAAUUUUGUGGCAAAAGGUUCUCUGGAUCUAAUGAUUUGCAACGCCACGUGGAAGCGGUACACCCCGCGAGCGAGGAUAAGAUUAAUUCCUGCGACAAAUGCGAGUACAAGAGCCACUCGAAACACAAUUUAGUAAGGCACAAAGCUCGGCAUGAUGUUAAGAAACAUGAAUGUUACUUUUGUGGGAAUAGGUUCGUCUGUUUUCGAAAUCUCGUCCGCCACUGUGGGCUCAUUCAUACUUUGGAAAAGUAAUAAUUUGAUAAUUUCUAAUUUUUGUGUUAUGCAGUAUGUAUUUAUGUUCGAUUAAUGUAUUAAAGAUAUAAUUUACUCCUAA